AUGGCCACUCCGGCCACGUCCCGCCCCGUGGACAAGCAGGCGCAGCUAGCGGCCCUCAAAGCGAAGGUCACCGCGAAGGUCGCGAGCAAGAUGCCCCUGCAGCUGGUUCCGGACGCCCCGCUCUGCCUGGACGCGUGCAGCGCGGAGGACGUCCAGGCUACUGCGCUCGUGGCCAAGACCGCUCCGAGCGACUCUGACUGGGAGGUUCCCGCCAAGAAGAAGCGCGCGGGCGGCGCCAACAGGCCCGGCCCGAACCCUGUUCCGCGGAAGAAGAAGGCAGCCAGCAGGCCGCAGCCUGGGGCGUACGACCACAUCGCCGACGCGGCCGCCCUGCGCGCGCUGCUCGAGGAGCGCGACCGCACGAUCGCGGGCCUGCGCAACGGCACGAUCAACGCGGCGACCGGCAGGCAGCUGAGCGGGGAGGAGUUGGAGAAGGAGGUAGAAAAACAUCGCAAGGCCAUUACCAAGGGUCUGACGGGGCAGAUGAAGUGGGCGCCGGCGCUGAAGCACGGCCUCAAGGCGAUGUCGCUCGAGAUCGUCGGCAUCACGGAGCCCGUGUUCCGCGCGCUGAUGGGGCCGGAGCUGAUGCAAAAGGCAAAGGUGGGGCCCAAGCAGAUCUCCGUCUCGCAGGCCUCGCUGCCCGGGGUGGAGCUGUACAGCCACAUCCGGUACAGCAUCCUCUGCUGCGUCGGCGGGCUCAAGAUCGUGUACAACAAGGAGUCUCGCCUGGUGAAGCUCAGCGGGAAGUAUGGCCUGUAG
Messenger RNA from Pedinophyceae sp. YPF-701, 759 nucleotides. NCBI's taxonomy places the organism in Eukaryota, Viridiplantae, Chlorophyta, Pedinophyceae. The record is from the annotation of a GenBank genome assembly.